Messenger RNA from Drosophila santomea, 496 nucleotides. RefSeq names its product protein anon-73B1. The transcript has a single exon. The record is from RefSeq and is a predicted model, not a curated record. Lineage: Eukaryota; Metazoa; Arthropoda; Insecta; Diptera; Drosophilidae. Bases 122 to 385 code for a protein of 87 amino acids. Gene Ontology annotation, cellular component: membrane.
GUUAGCACCAGACCUGUUGGGAAGCAAUACCAUCUCUACAGAAUACAAAAAACAAACUUUUUGUAGUUGUUUUUUUUUGCAAUCCUCGCGACUUUUGUUUAUAAACAAAACCAGCGUAGCGAUGUCUGCUUCUGCCGACAGUCUGGCCGCCGCCGCGUCCCUGGACAAGUACGGGGACGAAGACAUCUUCAGCCUGCUAAUCCGCUACGGACUUUAUGUGGGUGCCCUCUUCCAGUUCGUUUGCAUUUCGGCCGCAGUGCUGAUGGAGAAUAACCCGGAUGGCAAUAGUAACACGGAGACCGGCGAAGUGACGGAGCGGGAAGGCGAGCCGGUCCGGACACGUCUGCACAAGAUCCGGAAGCUGGAGAAGAAGAAGCGACGAUAGAUGUAGCCAUCCGUAAUCCAUAGCUAGCCUAAGUACUCUCGAAUGCAUUUAUUAAGAUAAUUGUAAUAAAAACCUAGUCUACAGUGUUUAAAGUAGAAACAUGAACCUGAA